This is a messenger RNA of Giardia duodenalis, 447 nucleotides long. RefSeq names its product TB2/DP1, HVA22 family protein. The record is from RefSeq and is a predicted model, not a curated record. NCBI's taxonomy places the organism in Eukaryota, Fornicata, Diplomonadida, Hexamitidae. The transcript has a single exon. Bases 1 to 447 code for a protein of 148 amino acids.
AUGGAUUUACCUUCCGUCGUAAGAGCCGUCCGAGGAUUAAUUUUUCUGGCAGUUCCUGCGUACAAGUCAUACUGUCUCAUCCGCCUGCUGUGCAAUGAAUAUCAGGAAGACGAUGAAAUGCCCACGGAUCUGGCAGCGAGAAUUCAGGACGCAAGUGCCUUCUGGAUAGCCUUCGCUCUCUCUAUGGCAGCGGAGUAUGUCCUUGAUCAGUUUUUCUUAUGGGUUCCCUACUAUGAACUGUUUAAGUCACUAUACUUCUACUGGUUGGGUCAACAUGACUUUUCGUGUGCGCUUCUCUUGUACCGUGUGUUCAUAUGUCCUCCACUGCAGGACUCGUACGCAAAGAUCCAGAAAAAGAUCGCAUCUCCCUUUGAAGCGCUGGAAUGGGUAAAGGCAGAGGUCGCCAAGAAAGUCACGAAGUUUACGCCAUCUGAGGCCGCAACGUGA